Messenger RNA from Ilex paraguariensis (yerba mate), 3387 nucleotides. The record is from the annotation of a GenBank genome assembly. Lineage: Eukaryota; Viridiplantae; Streptophyta; Magnoliopsida; Aquifoliales; Aquifoliaceae.
UGGCCAGUUCGACGAUUGGAACCUUAUCCCUCUGCAAAAGAAUAAUUGAUUGUGAGCAUGACGCCAUUAACAAUGAAUAAAACCUCUAAUCAGUGAAAGACUAAACCCCUCAAGUCAAAGAUCGUGAACGCUUAAUUUCCAAGCUCACCCACAAACAUGAUCAAAGCAAAAACUAUUUUUAAAGUAAACUGUUUGGAAUUCAAUGCCUUUGAUGAUGUUGAAAUCUUCAUCUAAACAUCUUCAACCCCCAAAAGCCACCAUUUUUGUUGUCACUGUUUCACAAUCUUCACAUCCAACACUCCUCGAACUUUCCCUAACUGAAGAUCUCAACACCAAUUUGGCAAUUUCAAUCGUCAUUUUGCUUUUUUAGAGCUUGUUUGGUAUUGAGAUGGCUGAUCUGAUUUUGGGAGCUGUAGUUGGUGAAUUACUGGCUGCUGUUAUAGAGGCGACCAAGCAAGCCAUCAAUUUCAAAUCCUCUCUCGAUAACCUCAAAACAACUUUGAUUGCAAUACAGCCAUUUUUUGACGAAAUAGAGAAGCUAAACAAGUUGUUGGACGCUCGGAAAGAAGAAACAGGCAUGUUUAUCGAUCGUCUGAAAGAGGGUAAAAAUCUAGUUCUUAAGUGUUCCACAAUCAAAAGCUGGAAUGUGUACAAAAAGAUUAGGUACAAUAAGAAGCUGACCGAUUUGGAUAGCUCGUUGUUGAGGUUCUUUCAGAUUGAUGUGCAAGCACUGAUGGCCAGGGACAGUAAGAAGAUUUUGGUAGGUGUCAACGAUAAUGACCAGAAAUUAGAUAGAAUACUUUCGAUUUUGAAAAACGGCGUUGGUGGGAGUCGUUAUUCAAAUGGGGUUUCAGGUUCUUGUACAGUUCCAGGCGUUCCGCAUUUCAUCGUUGGAUUGGAUGUGCCUCUUCAAGAAUUAAAGGUGAUGCUGCUCAAGGAUGAAGUGUCAGUGGUGGUGCUUUCGGCUCCUGGAGGGUGUGGGAAGACUACAUUGGCCAAAAUGCUCGGUCGCGAUGAUGAAAUUAAAGCCAUAUAUGGGGCCAAUAUAUUCUUUGUCAAUGUCUCAAAAACGCCCAAUAUCAAGGUCAUGGUUCAGAAACUAUUUCAACAUCAGGGUUGUCAUCAGUUGCCUGAGUUCCAAAGUGAUGAUGAUGCAAUCAACCAACUCGAGAACUUCCUGGAACAAAAAGGACAUGAUCGGAUAUUGUUGGUUUUGGAUGAUGUAUGGCCUGGAUCGGAAUCCCUUAUUCAGGAUUUCAAGUUCCAAAUACCAGGAUACAAAAUUUUGGUUACAUCAAGAUCUGAGUUAACAGGUUUUGAUUCUACGUAUAGGUUGAAAUUGUUGAAUGAUCAAGACGCGAUUACUCUUUUUCGCCAUUUAGCAUUUCCCCAAGAUGGGACCUCCAAUGUGCCGGAUGAUCUUGUGAACGAGGUGGUGAAGGGCUGUGGGGGAUUCCCGCUGGCCCUUACAGUGGUUGCCAGAUCACUCUAUAAGAAGCAUGAAGUGAUCUGGAGAAGUACAGUGAAGAAAUGGUCUGAAGGUCAAUCUAUUUUUGAUUCAAACACAGAGCUUCUUAAACGUCUCCAAACCAGCUUAGACGCUUUGGAAGAAAUGCCUAUAGUCAAAGAGUGUUACGUGGACCUGGGUUCAUUUCCUGAAGACCAAAGGAUCCCUGCCUCUGCUCUCAAGGAUAUGUGGGUGGAAAUGUACAACCUAGAUGAAGACGGUAUGGAUACCCUCGUCAACCUUAUUGAGCUCUCCAAUAGAAAUUUGGCUAAUCUUGUACUUACAAGAAAAGAUUCAAGUGAGGUUGAUGACUACUGUAAUGAGCAAUUUGUCACGCAGCAUGAUCUACUGAGAGAACUGGCUAUUUACCAGAGUAAUCGAGCGCCCAUAGAACAGAGAACAAGAUUAAUAAUGGACAUAAGUGGGAACAACCAUCCCAGAGGGUGGAUUGAACAAAUUUCGCAGCCCAUCCAUGCCCAUCUCUUGUCUAUUUCUACAGAUGAAACAUUCUCUUCAAGCUGUUACGACCUGCAAGUACCUGAAGUUAAAAUAUUAAUCUUAAAUUUCCGGACAGGGAACUUCACUUUACCUCAGUUUCUGGAGAGAAUGGAUAGACUGAAGGUGCUGAUCAUUACAAAUUAUGGGUUCAGCCCAGCUGAACUAAAUGACUUUUUGUUGCUGGGUUAUUUGUCCAAUCUAAAGAGAAUCAGGUUAGAACAUGUUUCGAUACCUUCCCUUAGUACAUCUGUUUUAGAGCUGAGGAAUUUGAGAAAAAUAUCCUUGAUUAUGUGUGAGAUUGCAAAAGCUUUUGAGAAUUGCACCAUGGAGCUUCCCCAUUUGUGGCCCAACCUAGAGCACAUGGAUAUUGAUUGUUGUUAUGAUUUAUUUGAAUUGCCUGCUGGGCUAUGCAACCUUAUCCACCUUAGGAAGCUCAACAUCACUUACUGUCAUGAGUUGCGUGCACUUCCUGAAGGGUUUGGAAAUUUGACAAAUUUGGAAGUAUUGAGGCUUCAUUCUUGUACCAAACUGUAUGAUUUACCAGAGUCAAUUGGAAGCCUCCAAAAACUAAGGUUUCUUGAUAUGUCGGAUUGCUUGAGAUUGGGAAAAUUGCCAACCCGUAUGGACAAGUUGUGUGGUCUAAGAACUCUGCACAUGAGAGGUUGUCGGGGAUUAGAAGAGUUGCCAACAUCAGUAAUGGAUCUGAAGCAGUUAAAAGAUGUGAUAUGCGAUGAAGAGACUGCCUACCUAUGGGAACCUUAUGAAAGUUACCUCGUCAAUCUGAAGAUAAAUGUUCUAAAAGAAGAUAUCAACCUCAAUUGGCUUCACAAUUUCCAUCCUUGAGAAACUUGUUGGGGGCACAGGUGAAGGGAUGCCACUAGAAAGACUACAUAGUAAAGGAGCUACUUGCGUAGUAUGGGAAGAAUAUAUAACAGAGCAAAACAGGAUAUAGUGAAGGAGGUACCACAAUUUGGUGAACACAGAAGUGCAAACUCUUCAAUUCUAUCCAUUGUCUCGAUCACAGCAAAUCUGUUUCUAUGCGAUUAGAAUCAAAUUUCACCACCGCAAUGAUCGAGUGGAAUUACAUGCGAAGCUCCAUAGAAUAUGUUCCGUGGUUGUAAGAGAAUGUUAGAACAUAGAUUUUGUCAAGUGCUUGCUUAUGCGUUCUUGUGAAUUUUUUCUCAUCAGAGUAAUCUAUUGUACACCAUUUGAGUAGGACUGAUCCGCUCUGCCCCUUUUUGGUUUGGAUGGUUUUUAAAUUAUUGUUUUUUCUUUUUUGAGGAUAUUAUUCUAUUUUCUCCGAGAAUUAGAUUGUAUAUUUUAGAGCAGAGGUCAGACACCAGAAAACUUCAUACAGAUGUCAGAUUGUAAAUAUAUUAGGG